This is a messenger RNA of Lathyrus sativus (Indian pea), 228 nucleotides long. NCBI's taxonomy places the organism in Eukaryota, Viridiplantae, Streptophyta, Magnoliopsida, Fabales, Fabaceae. The record is from the annotation of a GenBank genome assembly.
AUGGGAGGAAAAAUGCCAACUCUUCUAAUAACUGAUCAAGAUCCUGCCAUGAAGGUAGCUAUAGAAAAUAUUUUUACUACCUCUAAUCAUAGAUUUUACAUGUGGCACAUAAUGAAAAACGUUUCUGAGAAAAUAGGUGGUUCUAUGAAUGCUAAUGAAGAGUUCAACACAAGUCUCAAGUCAUGUGUUUGGGGGUCUGAGACACCAAAUGAGUUUGAAGCUACAUGA